AUGUUAAGUAGUAGUAGAAUCAUCGGUCGUAGAACCUUGUCUUCUGCUUCCAUACUUUUGAGCGAUCCUUUAUACCUCAAUCCGCAUGCUUGGAAGGGUUUACCAGCUGAUAGAAUUUUCGAAUUGCAUGAGUUGAGAAAGACGGUGUUAGGCGACAAAUACGUUCCUAACGAUGAAGAGAGAAACGCCAUUCUCUCUACAGCCACUGAGCUUGGCAAGAAGACAGUUCCAGAACUUGAAUAUGUAUAUGCAUUAGAUCACUUCAAAGAAAGAUUCAUGAAUAACGUUCCUGUAAGGGCACCUCAGUUGCACAAGAUACCAGUGAUCAAACAGGGAGAGACUCCACAUAAGGAAAGGAAGUUGGAAAUCUUGAAUAACGUAGCAGCGUAUGAAAUGCCACUCUUGGCCAAAUUUAGACAGCCAUAUACUCCUAAAUCAGUCGAGGAAACCCAAUUUGUGUUGAAGUUUGGGGACGACUUCACGAAUGAGGCCACUGCCUUCAAUAGAAAGGUUACCUUGAUCUGCCAGUUGAAGCACUUGAACUUGGGCGAGUUGGAACUGAGGAAAUUCAAGAUCUUGUCUGCUCAGAGAUUCGACCACUUCAAGGACGAGUUGAGAAUCACAUCUUCUAACUACCCAGAAGCCACCCAAAAUGCCAGAUGGUUAGUCGAGACCUUUAACAAAUUGUUGAAAGAGGCCAAGGACAUCGCUAAAGACGACUUCCAAGACAUACCUGUGGACACAAGACACACCAGAGCCAAGAUGCACAUUCAGGGAUUCAGACCAAAGUUUGAAUUUCCCGAAGAAUGGAAAAGACCCCAAGAUGCUCCAGUCCAGAAGUUUAAGAUUGUAAGGAAAUUGGUGAAUGACGUGAAGGACAAGAAAGAUGCCGAGUACGUCAAGGCAUACGAACCAUAA
Molecule: messenger RNA, 918 nt
Organism: Dujonia railenensis
Lineage: Eukaryota; Fungi; Ascomycota; Pichiomycetes; Serinales; Debaryomycetaceae
Source: the annotation of a GenBank genome assembly